AUGAGUGGUAUUAAAGUGAUAGGGGAGACCUGGUUGGGUGGUAGGGUAUGGGUGCCGCAUCCGGUGAAGAUCUGGGAAGGCGCGGUGAUCCUGGAGGACUACAAACUAAAUCAUCUCAGCUUGAAGGUUCACACGGAUGAUUCGAAUCAGACGAAGAUCUUGGAGAUCAAAUCGAACGCUGACCUACCACCGUUGAGAAAUCCGGAUAUAUUAAUCGGAGAGAAUAAUUUGACGUCUUUGUCGUUCCUUCACGAACCGGCCGUUCUCUACAAUCUUCAGAUACGUUUCCAAAGACACUGUAUCUACACCUACUGCGGCAUAGUUUUGGUCGCGUUCAAUCCGUACAACGAGCUGCCGAUUUAUGGAACCGACACGAUAUGGGCGUACCGAGGCCAGGCGAUGGGCGACUUGGAGCCGCAUAUUUUCGCCGUCGCCGAGGAGGCUUACACGAAACUGGAAAGGGAGGGCCACGAUCAGUCGAUCAUCGUUUCCGGAGAAUCAGGCGCAGGGAAAACCGUGUCUGCCAAGUACACGAUGCGAUACUUCGCGACGGUCGGCGGUUCGACGACCGAAACUCAGGUCGAGAAGAAGGUCCUUGCUUCUCUGCCGAUCAUGGAGGCGAUUGGUAACGCUAAAACGACGAGAAACGACAAUUCCUCGAGAUUUGGCAAAUUCAUCGAGAUUCAAUUCAACAAACACUAUCACAUCACCGGGGCUAGUAUGAGGACCUAUCUUCUCGAAAAGUCUAGAGUCGUGUUUCAGGCGCAAGAGGAGAGGAAUUACCAUAUAUUUUACCAAAUGUGCGCAGCAGCCUCGCGUCUUCCACACUUGCAUCUGGCGCAUCAGAAUAAGUUUCACUAUUUGAAUCAAGGGAACAAUCCUAUGAUAGACGGCGUGAACGAUCUGACUUGCUUCGACGAGACGAUCACUGCUCUCACGAUGCUUGGAUUCUCGAGCAAACAGCAGGACUAUAUGCUUCGUGUUUUAGCGGCUAUAAUGCACUUGGGGAACGUAAAUAUAGGGAACUCCGAUAGCCAGAGCUCGAGCAACGAGAACGACACCGAGGCCAGCUACAUUCACCCGUCGGACAAGCAUCUGUUGACGAUCUGCGAGCUGUUAGGCACGGACGUGAACGCGAUGCGAAAAUGGCUCUGCCAUAGGAAGAUCGUGUCGAUGAGGGAAGUGUUUCUGAAGCCUAUGAACGUCGAACAAGCGAUCGGCGCUAGGGAUGCGCUGGCCAAGCACAUCUACGCUGAACUGUUCAAUUGGAUCGUAGCCGGUAUAAAUAAUUCGUUGCAAUCUCAGAAUAAACCGCAGUGUUUCAUCGGUGUACUUGACAUUUACGGAUUCGAGACCUUCGAAGUGAACUCGUUCGAACAGUUCUGUAUAAAUUAUGCGAACGAGAAGCUCCAGCAGCAGUUCAAUCAGCACGUGUUCAAGCUGGAACAGGAGGAGUACAUCAAGGAAGAGAUCGAAUGGACUUUCAUAGAUUUCUAUGAUAAUCAACCGUGUAUCGAUCUUAUCGAGACGAAAUUGGGCAUCCUGGAUCUCCUGGACGAGGAAUGCAGGAUGCCGAAAGGUUCGGACAGCUCCUGGGCAGAGAAGCUUUACGCCAAGUGUGGGAAGUCGAAACACUUCGAGAGACCUAGGUUCGGAACUUCUGCCUUCUUGAUCCACCAUUUCGCAGACUUGGUGCGAUACGAAACGACUGGAUUCUUAGAAAAGAACCGAGACACUGUUAUCGAGGAACAGGUGGACGUUCUGCGGAACGGAGAUAAUAAAUUAUUGAAGAAAUUGUUCAGCGAGGAGGAUCCAAAGCUCGUGGUACCGCCUAACGUGAGAGUUAAAGUGUCCGCUCAAAAGCCGGUGAUAAGUUCGCCUAAGCAAAAUAAGAAAACGGUAGGAUCUCAGUUCCGUGACUCGUUGAACAUGUUGAUGUCGACGCUGAACGCGACCACUCCGCAUUACGUGCGCUGCAUCAAGCCGAACGAUACGAAGGAAGCAUUCGAAUACAACCCGGUCCGUGCUGUACAGCAAUUACGUGCUUGCGGUGUUCUGGAAACGAUCAGAAUAUCAGCGGCUGGUUUCCCCAGUCAGAGAACGUACGGCGAGUUCUUCCUUAGGUACAGAUGUCUGUGCAGAUUCAAGGAUAUCCGGCGCGACGAUUUUAAGGAAACCUGUCGACGUAUAUUGGAAAGGUACAUCAAGGAUGAGGAUAAGUUCAAGUUUGGCAAGACGAAGGUUCUUUUUCGAGCUGGUCAGGUGGCCUAUUUAGAGAAACUACGCGGUGAACGGCAACGAGACGCUUGUAUCAUGAUCCAGAGGACAGCACGCGGGUUUAUCUAUCGUAGUAGGUACGUGAAGAUUCGACGAGCUGUGCUGGGUCUUCAGAGAUACGGAAGGGGUUACAUCGCGAGGCAAAAGGCUCAGGCGGUGAGGGAGGAAAGAGCGGCGAUAAAAAUUCAAGCUCGUGUCAAAGGUUGGCUCAAGAGGCGUCGUUACCUCCAGAUAAAGCGCACAAUUCUCGCCAUUCAGACAUACGGCAGGGGAAAACUGGCUCGUCAGAGAUACCAGCUAAUGAAAGACAAUGCCGCCGCGAUUGUGAUACAGAGAUUCGCCAGGGGAUAUCUGGUUCGAAUGGCUUGUCAGAAGAAACUCAGCAAUAUCGUGAUCGUUCAAGCUUGCGUGAGAAGGUUCUUGGCGAAACGAGUGUUCAAACGAUUGAAGGCCGAGGCGAGAAGCGUGGAGCACGUGAAGUCGUUGAACAAGGGCCUGGAGAAGAAGAUCAUCACGUUGCAGCAGAAGAUCACCGAACUUACGAAGGAGAAUCAGGUAUUGAAGAAUCUUCAGAACGAGGUGGUGGAUUUGAAGCACAAGCUCGAAGGUUUCAAGUCCGUAGACGCGGAGAAUAAGAAAUUGAACGUUAUACUGAUAGAGAAGGAGAAGGAGUUGGAAAAGAUACAGGACAUAGUGAAGACUGAAAGGGAUGAAAAGAUGGACAUAUUACAGGAUAAGGAAAGGAGUAAUCUCGAGAAAGAACAGGAGAACCAGAAGCUCCAAGGCGAGAUUGAAAAAUUACGAAAGGAUCUUAGAAUGGCUAGUGAGAAAUUGAAGAACAACCAGCUCGGUGCCGAGGAGAAUUUGAAGCACCGAUUGGAACAGGAAAAGGAUCUCCUCCUGCUGGAUCAGGAUCAAGAUCGUGGCGCGUAUCAGAAAUUAUUGAAAGAGUAUCACGAGUUAGAGCAGCACGCAGAAAUGUUGGAGCAGAAACUUGCUAUGCAUGCUCCGGCGCAUUCGCGUUCUCUUAGCAACGCUUCGAGCGGUAGCGGGCAAAUUGUGUCUACCGAACUUCCUCAGGACGAUCAGAAUAUCGAUUUGGGUUACGGAUCGGUAAGAUCGACAGCUUCUUCCUCGACGCCUUAUUCACGAGUGGAAACGAUCGAUUGGAAUCAGCAAAGAUCCGACAGUCCACCUGACGGAGAGGUUCAACCGCAUAAAUCACCUUCGGAGACGAAUGGACCAGCACACGCACCGGUGGAUAUCGGUCUAGUCUUAAAACUCCAGCAGAAGUUGAAGGACGUCGAGAAAGAGAAAGGAAGAUUGAUCAGGAUGGUGGAAGAUUUAGAGCGUGAUAGUCCUGAAGAAGCUUCGAGGAUGCAAGACUCUUUUAGGCUUCAAGAAUUGGAAAUGGAAAACGCUCAGUUGAAGAAAGAUUUAGGUACACUGAGAAAGAGCGUGAGUUCCGCAGGCCUACCCGGUGCACAGCAAAAUCUCAUGGGACAAUUCGACGCGCUUCAGGAAGAGCUCGAGAGAAGACGCGAGGAGUGCAUUCAGCUGCACAGCGUUUUGGCCGAUAACACGAGAAGAAUGAAGAGCUUAGGCUCGAAUUAUGGCCGUGACGUGGACAUAAUAAACGAGGACGGGGAGUUAGUGCUCGCCUUCGAGACGCAGAAAAAGAUCAACAGGCAAUUGGAGGACGAGCUUCAAACGAAGGAGAAAGGAUGGCGUUCUCAGAGGGACGAAUGGAGGGCGGAAAUCGACAGGCUGCAGGAGGAAAUUGAGAAGCAGCAGAAAUUGCUGUCGGUGAAUUUGAGCAAAUCGCCUCAGACUCAAACAGAGGCUUAUAUGCAGCACGAAAUUGCCAGGCUAACAGCUGAAAAUUUGGAAUUACAAGAGAAAUACGAUAAAAUAGCGGAAGAAUGCAGGAAGUUCAAGAGGCAAUGCAAGAUACUCUCGAAACGUCUGAAAGACGCAGGCUACGAGGGAGACGAUACUAAGGAACAGAAGGAUCGCCCUUAUAUUUCAAAGGGCGCCGUGCCGGAUAAUGCUGAAUCUGCGACCGAUUCUACGAUAAUGUCUUCCACGAGUCACUCAGGCGAGAGCGGAAACAAUUUACCAGCUUAA
Habropoda laboriosa is the source of this 4404-nucleotide messenger RNA. Its product is annotated as unconventional myosin-Va-like. Bases 1 to 4404 code for a protein of 1467 amino acids. Gene Ontology annotation, biological process: vesicle transport along actin filament; actin filament organization. The record is from RefSeq and is a predicted model, not a curated record. Gene Ontology annotation, molecular function: ATP binding; microfilament motor activity; actin filament binding. The transcript has 18 exons. Gene Ontology annotation, cellular component: myosin complex; actin cytoskeleton; vesicle. NCBI's taxonomy places the organism in Eukaryota, Metazoa, Arthropoda, Insecta, Hymenoptera, Apidae.